Messenger RNA from Cucurbitaria berberidis CBS 394.84, 2497 nucleotides. RefSeq lists its product as uncharacterized. The transcript has a single exon. The record is from RefSeq and is a predicted model, not a curated record. NCBI's taxonomy places the organism in Eukaryota, Fungi, Ascomycota, Dothideomycetes, Pleosporales, Cucurbitariaceae. The coding region runs from base 1 to 2469 and encodes 822 amino acids.
AUGGCCACCACUGCGCACGCUGUACCCAACCUCGACAUCUCGGCUCCUGAAGAGAUGGACCUGCAUUCUGAUAGUGGACUUGAUUUCGGCGACGGCGACAUCGAGCUAGAUCUGGAGCCUGCACCUCCAACUCAGCAUCAGAAUGAUGACGUGUCGAUCAACGACGCAGCGUCAACUGGCGAUCUGGAUGUACAAACAGCGCCCGCCGAUCAGGACGACUUCAUGGCGGACCAUGAAGACUUCAUCGAGGAAGACUACACUUACGGCGACGAUGGAGUCGUAGUGGCAGAUCAAUACUCGACGAAUAACCUUGCUCCAACACAGACAGAAUCGCUUGCACCUCCAGACGAAGACUUGAUCGACUACUCCGAUGACGAGGGUCAACAAACUCAGAAGAAUGUAGCUUCGACAUUAGAACAUGAUCAGUUCGAGGUACAUGCCGCGCAGGAUGAGGCAUUACCUGCGGAACAAGACAACACUGAGGACAUCACGCAAGCAUUUAGGUCCGCCAAUGACGAAAACGUUGAGCAACAUGACCAGGACAGUCCGGACCGUGAUCAGGUCGAUCAGAGUGCAAAGCUAGAAGGUGUCGAUCUCCAAGACGAAGCAAGUAACCACCAAGGAUAUCACUCGGAAGCCCACGACGAAGAGAAUGAAAAUACAGAUGGCGAAGAUGGCGGAGUUCUGCUACGAAAACAAGAAAGUCUCGCUGGUGAUGAUGAGCACGAGGUGGCUCAUGAGGACUCUGAGCAUCCCAACACUGCUACUGAUGAGGAGCACCAAAAUCAUCAGUCGGUCGAAUUACAACCUGUCACAGUGAACUAUGCUGGUAAUGAACUAUGGCUUUUUAAGCAACAUGACGCGGAUGACAGUGGUGACUGGCUCCUCGACGAUCUUUCACUGGCCAAGUCAAGCAUGUCAGACCUUUUCCAGGCAUGCAGAUCCUCGCUCGGAGACGACGUGUCGCAUGAACACGAGAUAGGCUUCCGCUUCGAUCACUUGCACAACUUGGAGCUGUAUGAAGAUAAUACAGUAUGCGUUGCCGUUUCGCUAGAGCGCAUGGUGGGUUUGUAUCACACCCUUCAAGCGCAAGACGGUAACACUGAGCCGGAAUCGUUCUACGUUUCACUUUUAUUUCGACCGCGGUUUGCUACGUUACUCUCCGACGUUGCCAAGUACGCCGAGCAAGGAAGCGGCUAUUCUGGCUUGGAUGCUGCUGUUGCUGCCGGCGAGACCCACUUCAGUAACUUAUUUUCCGGUUCCUCGACGGAGAAUGAGCCCAAUGAUUGGGAGAAUGAAGAACAAAAAGAGGCAGAUCGCGAUGACACAGAACAGAUAAACCGAGAAGCGCAACAAGAGGUGGACCAGGCGGAGCAUGUGGAGCAGGAACCUCAAACGAACGCAGAACCUGAGGAUAAUUAUGAUCGAGAAGAUGAUGAUGAUGAUGCUGAAAAUGACAACGAGAGCACAUCCGCCGAUAAUGUGUUUCAUCAGGAACAAGAUGACCACGAUGCAUCUCCUGAGAGUGCUAACACUAGCGAUGUUCCUACAGACCAAGUAGGUCAACUUGAUGCGCAGCAUUCGCAAUCUCAAAGCGAGACUGCCGUUGAAUCAGACGCACGUCGUGAGCAGAAAGAGGAUGAUCUCAUCGACUACAGCGACGAAGACGAUGCAGAAGAUGCAGAAGAUGCCCAGGAAGCCGAACAUACAUAUGUUGAAGAACGGUCUCCAUUAUCCUCAACGGUACAAGGCGAUGAGCCUGCGACUGCGGAAGACGGUGCCCAUACUGCAGGCUCCCCUGAACAGAGUGGACAAGACCAUGAAAACAACGACGAACUUGACUCGCAUGUUGAAGAUGACAACGGCACUCACUUCAAUGAUCAACUAUUAGAAGGCAUCGAUGACACUACACAGUCAUACCAAAACUAUGCCCAAGCCUUCGAUCAGGACGAUUCAUUCCAGGACUUCCAAGCGGACGGCGAUGCUAACCAAGAUUACGCCGGGUUCGAGUACCAAACCCUAGACCAACAAUUGCAACUUAACUUCCUGGACGGAGCCGAGUUCAACGCCGGUGAUAGCUCAACCAUGACUGGGAAUAACUUCACUGGUACAAACGAUUUCCUAGACCUCAACAACGCGUCCGAAUGGGUCACAGAACAAGAAUCCGUGUCAAACUUGCCGGAGGGUGUGAUGGUAGUACACGACGAUACCACUACUCAAGUUGAUGAAGAGGACGGUACGGCCAAGCCCUCUGCGGUCGCAGCGUCUUCGACUGCAGAUCCUGUUGCCGCCUCGUCAACUGAGUUCCAGAAAUCGUCUCCACAAGGACAAAAGCGAUCCAUUGACGAGGCUGGCUAUGGAGUAGACGAUGCACUCGACUCUAUAGGUAUGCUUGCGCAUCUUUUAUCCAUGAAGCGGUCCUGUAAAGCUGACUUUGUGCAACCAGACGCCAAGCGGCCCAAAGUGUGAACGCCCUCCGUCCUCCAAGUCCCUGGAC